This is a messenger RNA of Antechinus flavipes (yellow-footed antechinus), 2086 nucleotides long. RefSeq names its product tyrosine 3-monooxygenase/tryptophan 5-monooxygenase activation protein theta (gene YWHAQ). The record is from RefSeq and is a predicted model, not a curated record. Gene Ontology annotation, cellular component: cytoplasm. Gene Ontology annotation, biological process: signal transduction. Bases 289 to 1026 code for a protein of 245 amino acids. The transcript has 6 exons. Lineage: Eukaryota; Metazoa; Chordata; Mammalia; Dasyuromorphia; Dasyuridae.
AAUGGCCGCGCCGCAUUGGGCCGCCGCGGGCAGUGGGCUUGCCUCCGCUGCCGCCCGCCUCUCAGCGCUCGGGGGUAGGGUGAGACGGGGAGGCUCCUUCGCCAAAGCCUAAAGCGGAUCAAAGUAGGGGCGAUCGGAGGCGGUGAAGGUGAAGGCUUUUGAGGACUCUUCCUGAUCUGGGUCGAAUCUCCUCCUGCCCUCACCCUCGUUGCCGCUUCUCCUGCUCCUCAGAGUCCUGCUGCUGCUGCCGCUUCCACUGCCCUCACUCCCACCUGAAACCUGUCCACGAUGGAGAAGACCGAGAUGAUCCAGAAGGCCAAGCUGGCAGAGCAGGCCGAGCGCUAUGACGACAUGGCCACCUGCAUGAAGGCGGUGACCGAGCAGGGGGCUGAGCUGUCCAACGAGGAGCGAAACCUACUCUCGGUGGCCUACAAGAACGUCGUUGGGGGGCGAAGGUCAGCCUGGAGGGUCAUUUCCAGCAUCGAGCAGAAAACUGACACCACUGACAAGAAGAUGCAGCUGGUCAAGGACUACCGGGAGAAAGUGGAGUGUGAACUAAGAUCCAUCUGCACCACCGUCCUGGAAUUGUUGGAUAAAUUUUUAAUAGCCAAUGCGACUAAUCCAGAAAGCAAGGUCUUCUAUCUGAAAAUGAAGGGAGACUACUUCCGAUACCUUGCUGAAGUAGCCUGUGGCGAUGACCGAAAACAAACAAUAGAUAAUUCCCAAGGAGCUUAUCAAGAAGCAUUUGACAUCAGCAAGAAAGAGAUGCAACCUACACAUCCAAUUCGUCUGGGGCUAGCUCUUAAUUUUUCUGUAUUUUACUACGAGAUCCUUAAUAACCCAGAGCUUGCCUGCACAUUGGCUAAAACGGCUUUUGACGAGGCUAUUGCAGAACUUGAUACACUGAAUGAAGACUCUUACAAAGACAGUACCCUUAUCAUGCAGUUGCUUAGAGACAACCUAACAUUAUGGACAUCAGACAGUGCAGGAGAAGAAUGUGAUGCUGCAGAAGGUGCAGAAAAUUAAAAUUCAUACAGGGUGUCAUCUUCCUUUCUCUCAAGAAACCUUUUUACACGUCUCCAUUCCUUAUAGCUCCACUUGGAUUUCCUAUAGCAAAAGAGAACCCAUCCAUGUGUAUGGAAAUCAAUCGUUUAUAGUCUUUUCACACUGCAGCUUUGGGAAAACUCCAUUCCUUGAUUUGUGUUUGUCCUGGCCUUCCUGGUGUGCGGUUACUGCUGUAGAAAAGUAUUAAUAGCUUCAUUUCAUAUAAACAUAAGUAAUUUCCGAACACUUAUGUAGAGGACUAAAGUGUAUCUGGUAUUUAAAAAUCUGAACCAGUUCUGCAAGUUGACUGUGUUUUGUAUUACAGUGAAGAUAUGAAAAUGUAGUUAAAUACACCUCAAGUGUUUUACAUAGCUUCUCCUCCCCUUCCCCCUCCCCCCCCAUCUCCAUAUCCCCACCUUAUUUUUCAGGGUGGGUUGGGAUUUUUUUUGUUUUGUUUUGUUUUUGUGGGGUUUUUUUCCAGCAAACAUGCUCUUCUUUAUAUAUUCCUUUUAAGGAGGAAUCUGGAAGUAUUGGGUCAAAUGGAAACAUGUUUGGCAUUUUCGAGUUAGGGAUCACUUGCUGAAAUAUGCCUCCUGUAAGAUAAGUCUGUGACAGCACGAAGUUUUCUUACUCUUCCGUUGCUGCUGUUUCAUUUGACAAUUUCCCUCUCAAUAAAAGUUCACUCACACUCCUGCCUUUGUAGUUCUGGUGUCCACUUUACUAUGUAAUAGAAGUAGCAUGUAACUACCAGAAUACAAAUGUUACUUUUGGCAAAUUAAAGUGCAUGUCAUUUCUUAAUACACUAGAAUGGGGGAAACCAUUGGAAUACACGAGUCCAGGCCUAACAUUUUUAGUACUUUUCCAUGCAGAUUUGUGCACAUGUGAGAGGGUGUCACGUUUGUCCAGUGAUUGUUACUUAGAAAGUUUGGACCACUAUUGUGUGUUGCUAAUCAUUGAUUGUAGUCCCAAAAAAGCCUUGUGAAAAUGUUAUGCCCUAUGUAACAGCAAAGUAACAUAAAAUAAAAUUACAUUUUAUAAACCA